Molecule: messenger RNA, 1806 nt
Organism: Panicum hallii
Lineage: Eukaryota; Viridiplantae; Streptophyta; Magnoliopsida; Poales; Poaceae
Product: protein WRKY1-like
Exons: 3
Coding region: 327-1520 (397 amino acids)
Biological process (GO): regulation of DNA-templated transcription
Molecular function (GO): sequence-specific DNA binding; DNA-binding transcription factor activity
Source: RefSeq, a predicted model, not a curated record
CAGAAUUACUUCCUGCACAAGUGAAGAACCCAAUGAGACUGCCUCGCAUCUGCUCUCCCUCUACAAGUUCACACGAGGAUCUUGCAAAGACCCUUUCCAACGCCACCGUUGCUGCAAUUCCUGCUACCUUUCUCUCUCCACUCAAUUCAUAUCUUCUGGUACCAGUUCAUGUGCAAAUUUAGAUUGCAUCGUUGCAUCUUCAGUCCUUGGUCAAAAUCUGAUCUCUGAUCGAUCUUGUUCACCUUGAUACUCCAUUGCACCACAUCAGAUUAGCAGUGUGCUACUAUCGCUUUGGAUUCUUGGUAGGUGCAGGUUCUUUGAUCGCCAUGGAGGUGGUGGAGGAAGCCAACGGGGCUGCCGUCGAGAGCUGCAAGAAGCUCGUCGCCUUCCUCUCGCUGUCCGCUGGCGAUGCUUUCCGGCCUAUGCCCGUAGCCGCGGAGACCGACGAGGCGGUCGCCCGGUUCGGCAAGGUGGUCGCCGUCCUGAGCGACAGGCUCGGCCAUGCCAGAGCAAGGAUCGGCAGCAAGAGCAGUCCGGCGCUUCCCGUCGAUGCAAGCUGCCUCUUGGAUCAUCCGUCGUUGGCACCGGGCCACUCACCCAACGGCCGGCACCUCGUCAGUAGUAUUCCGGCGCCGGCGCCGUCGGCGGCGACGAUGCGAAGCGUUGCGCCGAUGAGAGGCCAUGAAACGGAGGUGGCGCCGGCGGUCCUGGUAUCGCCUUGUGCCAACGUGGCACCGGCACCGGCGGCGGCCAGGAAGUUCGACAGGAACAUGUUCCUCGAGACGCCACUCCUGGAGCUGAACUCUUGCGGCGUGCUUCCCUCCACGCCCAUGGCGGCGGCGCAGAAGAACACCUCGACAGUUGUUACCGCCCCCUCGCCCAAUCCUUGCACCACCAUCGCCAGUCAUAUCCAGUUCCAGCCGCAGCAGCAGCAGGCGAAGAAGCAGAAGAGCUUCCAGUUCGACCAGGCGCCGAGAGGGGAGCAGUUCCACAUCGAGGUGCCGGUGCCGCUUCCCCGGGGCGGCGGCGGCGGCGCCAAGGAGGUGAUCAGCUUCAGCUUCGACAACAACUCGGUGUGCACCUCCUCGGCGGCGACUUCCUUCUUCACCUCCAUCAGCAGCCAGCUGAUCAGCAUGUCCGACGCCGCCACGAGCUCCGCCGCCACGGCGAAGAAGGCUUGCGCCAAGAGAGGGGAGGACGGCAGCGUCAAGUGCCAUUGCCCAAAGAAAAAGAAGCCGAGGGAGAAGAGGGUGGUGAGGGUGCCAGCGAUCAGCGACAAGAACGCCGAUAUACCGGCGGACAACUACUCAUGGAGGAAGUAUGGGCAGAAACCGAUCAAAGGCUCUCCUCACCCAAGGGGGUACUACCGGUGCAGCAGCAAGAAAGACUGCCCGGCGAGGAAGCACGUGGAGCGGUGCCGCAGCGACGGCGGCAUGCUGAUCGUCACCUACGAGAACGACCACAACCACGCGCAGCCGCUGGACCCCUCGGUGCUCCCCGCAAACGCGGCAGAAGCCUGAGAGGCGAGAGCAUCAUAUCGGAGCCUGUCAAUGUCAUGAGCGACACAUAAAGAUCGACCAGCUGCGACCACGGGAAAUCUCUGCAGCAAGCAUGUCCUUGCCUUAGGAUUGUUCAGGCUGAUGUAAACGAACGAAGAGCACGAAUUCUUUCCAAGAUGUACAGUGAGAACUCGAUUGCAUUGUCACUGCUUUUGUUCCUUGUGUUUGUGUAGCUACAUUCUUUGCGACGAGGCAUCUAGUUUGCGCAUGCCAAAGACUACUGACUAGAUGAUUUCAUUGUUGUACA